Messenger RNA from Clavispora lusitaniae ATCC 42720, 450 nucleotides. RefSeq lists its product as uncharacterized. NCBI's taxonomy places the organism in Eukaryota, Fungi, Ascomycota, Pichiomycetes, Serinales, Metschnikowiaceae. Gene Ontology annotation, molecular function: hydroxyisourate hydrolase activity. Gene Ontology annotation, biological process: purine nucleobase metabolic process. The record is from RefSeq and is a predicted model, not a curated record.
AUGUCUGUGGAUCCCAUUACGUGCCAUAUUCUAGACACCUGUUUGGGUAAGCCUGCAGCUGGAGUUACAUGCUCAAUCUAUUAUCUAUCCCCGCUUGUUGAUGACAAGUCUAAUGCUGCUGCUUAUGAUCUUGAGGAGCCUGCUGCACCUUUCGCAAUGAGCAAAACGGAUAACGAUGGGAGAAUUAAGCAAUGGGUUAUAAACCCUAAAUUGGACUCCACCGUGAAAUCAACCCUCAAACUUUAUGAUGGCCGUUGGCAUGAAUUAACACCCGGGAUUUACAAAAUCAAGUUCUUGACUGGCAAAUAUUUCCAUGAAUUGAAUGAAACCAGUAGAACUUUCUUUCCCUUCGUUGAAAUUACCUUUCAAAUUGAUAAUCCGCCUGAUCACCACUAUCAUGUGCCGUUACUUUUGAGUAAUCACAGCUAUUCGACUUACAGGGGAAGCUAA